AUGUUCUCCACGCUCAUCCAGACCUUUGUCCUCCUCCUCCUCACAGCCACCGCGGCCCUCGCCGCCCCGGCCGGAAGACACAACUGGCCCCGCUUCACCGUGCCCCAGCAGCACUUUGAGGUCCUCAGCAUGCGCAUGCAGGAGCCCGUGAACCCGGCCGCCAUGGUGGAAGCCACCUGCAUCGACCGCAACGCCCACAUCGUCUUCCACGACCAAAACGCAGCAGAACUCGCCAUCUGCGGCGGCAUCUCCGGCUCCGUCGACGCCUGUCACGGAAACCCCUCCACCACCGUAGGCCAAGCCGGAUCCGCCCGCUUCGCCCUUAAGACCACCGUCGAGGGCGCGCAGAUCACCAUCUCAAAGACCAAGUGGGAGCAGUGCGUCCGCGCCGCACGCGACAAGUGCCCCACCGGCAGCCUCCGCGCCGUCUGCGCCGGCGGCGCGACGGUCGGCGACGUGGAGUUUACGCUCAAGAACUCGUUUAGCAUGGACGACUUGUGA
Colletotrichum acutatum is the source of this 501-nucleotide messenger RNA. RefSeq lists its product as uncharacterized. The coding region runs from base 1 to 501 and encodes 166 amino acids. The transcript is spliced from 2 exons. The record is from RefSeq and is a predicted model, not a curated record. NCBI's taxonomy places the organism in Eukaryota, Fungi, Ascomycota, Sordariomycetes, Glomerellales, Glomerellaceae.